CUUUCUUCGUCCACAGUCCACAGUCCACCGCACCUCCCUCUCUCCUCCGAGGCGGCUUCCGGGUGCAUGCUGGUCGCUCUUCGCUCCUCUCGACUCCUUACCAGUCACCACAACGCUGAUCGAGCGUUUCGGAUGGAGCAGCAGCAGGCCAUCUACGGCUUUCUCGGCGAACUACAGAUGGAGAAUUACCGAGCCCGUGAAGAGGAUGUUGAUGUGUGGAUCCUACGACUUCUGGAGGAAGGGUCCGUAGAUGCGGCAAACCUAAAUGAUUGCUGCUUAUCAGGUGAUUUGCCUGCUCCCUCUCCUUCGCCGGACGCAAAUGAUAAUGGCCAUGUAGGAAUUUACCGAAUAGAUGCUGAGUUGCUUAACUUUAACUACUUGACAGGACCUAGGAAGAGUGGCCCAAGAGGAACUCGGAAGAGAAGGACGUCUCCAUGGCAAGACAACGUGCCGCGUGGCCCCAGCGAGCGUUCCUCCCGCUGCCAUGAUCGAUCGAUCGCGACUGGAAACAAAGUACGCUGGUGGCUGGUGUACUGA
Messenger RNA from Sorghum bicolor (sorghum), 537 nucleotides. RefSeq lists its product as uncharacterized. The coding region runs from base 67 to 537 and encodes 156 amino acids. The record is from RefSeq and is a predicted model, not a curated record. NCBI's taxonomy places the organism in Eukaryota, Viridiplantae, Streptophyta, Magnoliopsida, Poales, Poaceae. The transcript is spliced from 6 exons.